This is a messenger RNA of Pneumocystis murina B123, 1069 nucleotides long. RefSeq lists its product as hypothetical. NCBI's taxonomy places the organism in Eukaryota, Fungi, Ascomycota, Pneumocystomycetes, Pneumocystales, Pneumocystaceae. The record is from RefSeq and is a predicted model, not a curated record. The coding region runs from base 248 to 946 and encodes 232 amino acids. The transcript has 3 exons.
UAAAACAUCUGCGAUAAGUAACACAUGUUUUGAUCAAGUUUUUAUUGUUGCUGAUUUUUAAAAUAACGAAAGAACUACGGGUUUUUGGUAGAAUAAUUAUUUUAUAUUAUCUAAUUUGUAUAAUAUUUGAUAUCUUACUAUGUCGAGGUAGAGUUAACCCUAUAAUAUACUUCUAUAAUUCUAUAUUUUUUCUUGAAAAAGAAAAUUAUUAGAUGUAUAUUCUUUUAUAUAAAUUUAUUUAUUUAGUAUGCCAUUAUUAGAUUGUUUAGAAAAUUUAGAAAAUAGUGAUGAAAUCAUUGAUGAUAAAGCUGCCCUAGAUUCAACUGAAAUAUCUCUAUCUUCAAAACCACGACAUUUAUGCAAGAAAUCUAUUAAUACUGGGCCAAAGGGCGUCAUUCAUGAUGCUAAUGUAUCCAGAAUGUCUAAAAUAACCGAUGAAUUAGAAGAAAGUACGGGAUUUCUAAUAAGAUCAAUAAAACUUAAACCUAGGAAUGUUUUAGAAAAAGAAGUAUUAUUUAAACAACUAUUUAUAGGAAGCCGAACAAAUAUUGGAAAUUACAGAUUAGAUAAUGAACAAAAUGAAGAUUUUUUAUCUAAAAAAUCAAAUUUAAAAAAAGUAGUAGAAUUGGAUUGUAUGAGUUUUUUAAAAAUAAUAGAAAAUUGUAACAAAGUUCUUAUUUUGAUAUAUGAUGAAACUCAAGAAAGUACAAUUAUUAAAGAUUGUUUUUCUGAUAUAGCGACUCGUUAUAUAUCUAUAGAAUUCGGGAAAAUAUUUCAUGAAAAAAUAGAAAUGGACUCAGCAGCUGUACCUGCGAUUUUAGGAUAUCAAGAUGGUGAACUUGUUAUAAAUAUGAUAAGGGUUAUAGAUGAAAUUUGUCCAGGUAAAAAUAUCGUAGCAGAUGAUCUAGAACAUAUUUUAAUAAGAAAUUCUUCUUUUUUUGUCUAAUGGCUUACUUUCAAAAGAUAUUAUUAAAAAUAUUAGAUUAUAAAAAGUGUUUAAAAAUCAUUCCAAAAAGAAUACUUUUGAAUAAUUUAUAGAUAUAAUGUUCAAUAGAAAAUUAUCUAAACC